AUGCCGAGGACCGCCGUGUGCUGCUUCAGCAGUGCAAGGGCAACAUGCGUGGUCGUGACAUCGAUGGUUUCUUCAACGAGGAUGGCUACAACACCACCUGCGAAGGGCAAGCGAGCCUUGGAAGAGAGCGGUGAGAAGGUCGAGACGCCAGCAGAAAAGAAAGCCCGCAUGAAGUUCGAGAAGCUUGCAUCGUCAGGCCCAGCAUUCACGGCGUUCAAGACGACUGCCUGCAACAAGGUCUUGGACAAGCUUGGUCUUUGCAGCAAAGCAGCCGAGAAUGCCAAGAAGAAGCUUGAGGAAGCUCGCAAGAGUGUCCGGGAGUACCUUGCUCCAAACUCUUCUGAGCAGGAUGCUGUUGCGCUCGAGGCCUGUGAGGCAGCCUUGAGAUGUUGGGAGGUUGACAUGCCCUCCCCGAGUGAUGCUGAUCGGGAGAAGGCCCUUGAUGAUCUGAAGAAAGCGCUUGAAAGUGUGGGCCCUGAUGUCAAGCUCGUGAAGAGUGAUGCUAGCUUGAUGCCUUCUGUCUACUUCACAUGCAGGGCUCAUGGUUUGAAGAACCUGACAGAUGCGAAGGAGGUCAGUGACAUGCAGACCACCCUGAUCAAAACCGAGCUUGCGACCGUGGACCUGUUCAUGAAAGCAUUGCUCAAGAUCAGCAGUGACGUGCAGAGCUAUCUCAAGCAAAAGAAAACGUCGCAGGAACGAGCGGAUGCCAGGAAGAAGAGGCAGCAAGAGGCAGACGAAGCGGUGAAGAUGAGGGAGGCUGCCAAAAAUGCAGCUGCUAAGGCCAGGAUGUUCAGCAAGCUGAGUCACCCAAUCUUUGGCAUCAAGGAUAGCUGCUGGAAGCCGUUUGUUGUGCACUCCGGUCAGGGCUUCGACCCGGCUGCGCAUGCGGAUGAGCCAUGGGUGAUGCGUGCCAGUGAAGCCGGCUCAGCACAACACCUACUAAGCAUGGACCCCAACGUUCCCGGAAUGCGUGGUAUGAUGCUGCCACUGCUCAUUGGGCUGCCCUCAAGGAGCUCGCAAGAUCCAAGCAUCCAACUAAGCAGCAACUCAACAGCUUCUGGUUCAAGCUGUACUGCCAUGGCACUCCCAAGGAGCCCGAGCCCUCGGCCCUCGCUGCCGCGCUUACCACCCUGCCCUUUCAGUAUCGGGACGAAGGUGUUGUGCAAUAUCGGCAAAUACAGGACGCCAUCCGGACGAUGUGGCAGGCAGCCCAAGCCUCAAUGA
This is a messenger RNA of Symbiodinium natans, 1227 nucleotides long. Lineage: Eukaryota; Dinophyceae; Suessiales; Symbiodiniaceae. The record is from the annotation of a GenBank genome assembly.